Molecule: messenger RNA, 6056 nt
Organism: Bolinopsis microptera
Lineage: Eukaryota; Metazoa; Ctenophora; Tentaculata; Lobata; Bolinopsidae
Product: WD repeat-containing protein 81-like
Exons: 36
Coding region: 241-5568 (1775 amino acids)
Molecular function (GO): protein binding
Source: RefSeq, a predicted model, not a curated record
AGGUGUACUAUCAUGGCAAUCAAGUUAACAAAAAAAGUGAUGGAAUAGGAUUCGAUUCCCUGCAUCGAAGAGUUGCUGGAGGCGGUGAAGAAUAAACAGAUCCAACAACAAGACUUGUGCCACUCUAACUUACCAAGAACGCGUAAGAUGGAGACUGCAUUAUAGACUAAACGAUUGGAUUGAUCUCAUCACAAAGCAGAAUGUAAAGUCCCGGUAUCUCGGGGAAGCUAUCUGAAUGUCAUGGCAACGUUAUUGGAGGAUCUACAUGUUUGUUGGUACCAAGUAAACAAGCAAACUGAUGGGAGUUACAAGAUUCUCUGCAAUGACGAGUGGUUGGAGGCGGUGAAGAAUAAACAGAUUCAGCUACAAGACGGAAACUUGUACCACUCCAACUUACCAAGUCCGAUUGAGUGUAAGCUGUUGCUGGAGCCCUCCAAUACCGACCCUAGUCCUGCAGGACUGCACAUUGUACAUGUCUACCUCAUUCCACGACAGGGCCGAGUACGAUACAGUAAAAUACAGAAGACGGACAAUCUGUACACGGACAAUAGUCUUGGUCAGCUGAUGUGCCUGGUGGACUACGAGUUGAUCCAACAGGAGAAGAAAAAGGGAAAUUCAAUAACUGUUCAACCUAUACAGUCUAACACAUUCUCAGAGGAGGUGUUUGAAGAUAUCACAACUGUCUUAUCGUCCAACGACCACCCCGGGUCUCAGUUUCUGGUCGGACAUUCCAUCUCGGAGACUGCCUUUUAUCUCUGCUUCAGACACCAUUCCUUCAGACUUAAAGAUGUUAUCUGCUACUCCCCGACCCUACUCAUUGGUUCUCACAGGCCUCUCUUUAUUGUCUACCAACUACUUCAAUAUCUUAGGUGGUUGCAUAGCCACGGUCUGACUCAUGACCACAUCCGUACUACAAACCUUUAUGUGGAUGAGAAACUGUGGCUAAGUGUGGGAGCACCUAGACUAGGGCUUCUUCCUGUGUCUAGGGAGGAAGUAAAGCAGAUAGAGGAGAUAAAGGAGGUGAAGUUGAAAGAGAAGAGAUUAUUGUACCCGUUUACUGGGCCACCUGAUUCCAUUCUCAGUGCUUGUGGAGCCUGGGUAAAAGGAUACCUGUCGAACCUGGACUAUCUACUGCUCUUAAACCAAUACAGUGGCAAAGUUUUAGGGGAUCCCAAUCUUCAUCCUGUCAUACCGUGGGUGAUGGAUUUCUCCUCCUCCUACGGUGGGUGGAGAGAUUUGAGUAAGUCAAAGUUCCGUCUGAACAAGGGAGACCAGCACUUGGACAGUACUUACAAGAUACAUGGAAUGAGGGUUUCCGCCCCGUCCUGGAUGAGAUCUCGCCGAUCGUUCCACGAGGAGGAGAGCGAGACCCCGAUUACCCCUCACCAUCUCAUAGACACACUCUCAGAGAUCACCUAUUUUAGCUACAAGGCUAGACGCAUGCCUAAAGCUCUCCUAUGCAAAUAUGUGCGAUCCAAAUGGGAGCCUCAAGAGUACCCAGCUACCAUGAGUCACCUCUACAAAUGGACUCCCGACGAGUGUAUCCCAGAGUUCUACACUGACAAGACAAUAUUCGCCUCCGUACACUCUGACCUCCCCGACCUUGCUCUUCCACCCUGGGCUUCUGAUAGCCAAGACUUCAUUCGUAAACACAGAGAUGCGUUGGAAGGGGACUACGUUUCCAGCAGACUCCACAAUUGGAUAGAUCUCAUGUUUGGAGAGAAGUUAUUUGGGGCUGCUGCCAUCGCCAGUAAAAACGUAUUCAAAGAGCUUGUCGAUAACCACAAAACAAUAACAAAUAAAGGAGUCCGGCAGCUAUUCCAGUUCGCUCAUCCCCGGCGACUGACAUCUUCGCCACCUGUACCUCAGUUGCCUCAAUCUACUCAUGAGGUUGAGAUAGUAGCCGCUAACAAGAUUGAGAUGUGCGAGGAACCUGACUACGAAGAGGAUCAGGACAACUCCCCAAUCAGGCGCUGCAAUACGUAUCAAGCUAAAGGCGCGGAAAAACCUCCGGUACAAAGAAACCACUCUGUUGAUCCUUCUCUGCUAAAGAACCUUAUCAAUAAGAAAUAUAACCAGCGAAAUGAAGGAGCCAGAUUGGACUCAAUUCAAGAGUUGAUAUUCUCUCCUGUAAGACUAUCUAAAGAAGAGGAAAAUAUAACCGCAAAGAUCCGGUACCUCAACCAGUUCUUCUCAUCUCUCGGUGGUUCUAUUUGGGAAGAUGAGGAAAGUGAGACCACGCGCUCGUACCCUCCCAUCCCAACCCCACCAACCCCACCUACCCCACCUGCAACACCUGCAACACCACUCAGUCUCAAAGCGAGACAGAGACAGGAUAUUCAGAGUGUGGGCUGUGUUUUGAUAGAGAUACUCUCCUCGACUCGCAUUCCUGAGUAUGAGGACAUGUCCCGGGAGCAAUAUCUCCAAGAAGCCUCCUUCCUCUGGAACAAGAACAAAGAUGAAAUCUUUAUGUGUUUCAACGAUUUGAUAGAGUACUUGUUGUACAGUGAUGACGUGUUCUGUACCACUGAUUACCUACUUCAUCCACACUUCAACAAUUUAGCUAUGCCUCUCUACUUCGACAGCCUCUACAACCUGAUCUUCAGCCUCGAACAGCAAGACACAAUAGAGUCGACAAUAUCGCACUGUGGCGCCUACCUGAAGAACAACCCCAAGUUCCUGUCCAGUCUAGGAAGUUCCGGGAUGCUACUGUUGUUGGGGUACCUCAAACCCUUGUUCUCCGGAACUCAUUCCUGUAAAGCUUUCAUCAAGCUGUUCGAUACAAUCGCAGUCCACUGUGAUCACAAAGCACUGGAGCUGCUGAGCGAAUGUCUGGAGCAGUUUUACAGGAACUGUACUUCCUCCUCUGAGCGGAUGAUGCUCUCAAACGUUAACUUCAUCAUGAGCGUCAAACGACACUUCGGCCUCAGGGCAUUCCUCAACAAGUUUAUUGGACAUAUUAUCGAGAAUAUCGUCGACACUGAGAGUAGUUCGACGUUCCAGACAGAAGAACAGACCUGGUCUACCCAAGUGCAAGCUAGCCCUCUGGCUCUGGAGUGCUACACCACCCUCAAACAAGUCCUCCCAACUCUCGGUCCUAUUCUAACCGCUAAACACGUCACUAAUAAACUCCUGCAGGUGUUAGUUGGAUGUCACGUGUAUAACGAAGUAACAAAUUGCCGGCCUGGUGGCGAGGAACUUAUCACAAAAUUCCUCAUCGACAUCGCCCUUAUCUACGGGGAGGCUUUUAUUGAUACGCAGUACAUUCCACGAGUGUUUAACAUGAUAAAAAGUGCCAUGUUCCGGGUGACGAAUAAGAACGAGGGUAAACUCCUGGCGGCCCUGAAUGUAGUGGGAGAUAGCAUCAAGUGUCUGGAUGGUCCUACUCUACAUAAUAUGCUCGGGGAUCUCCAGAGGUUUAUAUUUGAGCCGAUAAUGCGUCUGCUGACGAGCAGUAGGAUAAUCUUCCCUCACUCUGGAUCAGGGAGAUUACUGUUGUGUCGUGCUCUAUCUAAUCUGCUGGUUAACAUUGUCAAACACGUUCAGUACUCCAACAUUCAGGACCCUGAAGCUGGCAAAUCUCUCGUCUUCCCUCUGGUGAAACAAUAUUUUCUGAUGUUUGACGUUGUCUCUUACCUUUACCGGGAGGAGGAGACCACUCCGGAAAGCUGUAGUGGUGCUAGCGGGGCCGGUAACGGGGCAACUGAUGUGCUCAGCCCCUCUCAGUACUCCCUUCUGUCCCAGGACGCAGAUUACUUCAUCCACCUGAAGCAGCAGUUCCCGCUGUACCCUAAACGUUACCACUCCCAAUCCAUAACGGACACUGACCCGUGUCAGAUAGACGUGGGUUCCUCCCCAGUCUCCGGGGUUCUCAACCUGGCGGACGCUCUUCAGCUUGAGUGUGAGACUAUUGUGGAGCAGCAGCUCCCUAAAACUCCUACUCAAGAGACAAGCAGCUUAGACACGGGAACACCAGACGACCGCAGGCAGAAUGUGAGGGAGGAAGAAGAGAAUGUGAGGGAGGAAGAAGAGGACGGCGAGGAGAACAUACAUUUCUCCCUCCUACCCCCCGGUGCUGACAUCAUGUCUCACCGCUCUCGUGCUGUUAGAGCCGUCUCUGUCAUGGGAACUGAUACAGACCCGGACAGCUACAGUGUGGAUAAGGAGACCCCCGGGCUGAAUAGAGGGGCCAUGUCACCCCGGAGUCGACCCAGUUCACCCUCACUGAGCAGUGAGAGUGAGAGCGACGAGACCAUCCCUGAGGACCCGGUUAAAGAUGUGGACUGUUUGUCAGAUGGGAGUAAGAAGGAGCGGACUAUUCAGUCUCAGAUUGAGACCUGUUUGGCACCGGAGGUUGCUCAGAACACAUAUGUUCAUCUAUGUCGUCUCAUCGGACAGGAGACUUUGAGAAGAACAUUGGACAACAUAGAGCUGAUAGAGGUGCUGGCCUACAUGGACAUACCAUACGUUGAGACCGCCACCGAGAACGCCCCCAAACCACGGUACGGCUCUGAAACUAACUCCGUGCCCUACACCUACCCCUCCCCUCUACUGUCCUGUAAACCUCUGGAUCAGUGCGACAGUCUCCGGGAUAACUGGAGAAGGGUUUGGGAGACCUGUGUUACCUCUACUUCUGAUCAUUUCAGUUUUAAACACAUCUUCUUGCAGCAGUUCACGGGGCACUCCGACCGUAUCAACGCACUUAGAGUGACCGAUGAUGAAUGUUUCCUUCUCUCUGGGAGUAAAGAUAAAACUGUUAUUCUCUGGGAUCUUCGAGCCACAAAUACCGGUCUUGGGAGCAAGAUCAAAAGGUUUGAAGAACACGUGCGUCCGGUCUUAGGCCUUACAUUCCUUGACUACAGUUACACUACUGUUUCCAUGGAUACUCAACAAACUAUUUGUACAGAUCUAGAAAGACAGAAGGUAGUUUCAAAAUACGACAGUAAGAACGCCGUGGUGUUAACCAAUCUGCCGCGUGCCUCCAACCGGAUCAUUCAAGGCACGAGUGAUAGCACUCUGAGAACGUUUGAUACCAGAGUAAAAGAUGGGGUAGUUAUGGAGUGGAAAGUCGCCACACCGUUAAGGAGCGUGCAGAUCAUAAAGGCCCUGCAAUGUGACCCCACCGGAACUUGGGUUGCUGCUGGAUUCUCAUCCGGCACGAUACACGUGUUAGACCUAAGGGUGGGGGUCAUGAUGCACGCCUUCAGACCCCACCAACAAGACGUGACUAACAUCAUAUGCGGUGACUCAGGGGACGUCUUCACCAGCUCCAAUGAUACCAACGUCUCUGUGUGUCAUUGGAAGAGAGCCAGAACCUUCACCGAGGGUCAUCAACCUGACUACAAGUACCAGGGUUAUCGUGACGGAGUUAAUGGAAUGUGUUUGUUAGACGAUGAUCUGAUCACGUGUGCCAACUACCGCAUAACAACCAUAUCUCCUGCUGGGAACUCUACGACCAAACUCAGAUCUGAUUUGUUCAGGGGAGGAGUGAGCGCAAUGACGGUAUCCCCACUAAAUAAACUUGUAGUGGUUGGCAGUGAUAGUGGCUCUCUCAGGCUGCUCUCUUAGACUUCUAAUAGAUAGAGUGAUUAUUCUUAUCUGUCGUUUAUCUUUAUAAAUUAACAUCCCAGCUCGUUGAAUAAUUUUAACUUUUAAUUUCUAAUUGCAUUCGGAUCAAACAGGGCGAUGAACUAACAGUCGAUAAUUUAUUAUUUGAAGCUGUAAUAUAAUAUGCUAUUCAAGUCUGACAAAACGUUUGUACGCUAAUCUUUCGCAUCACAGCCCAAUAUUUGUUGCCUCUGAAUUUAAAAAACAAGUGAUACAACAAGUGAUACAGCUCAAUCUCACUGUAACAAAACAUAAAGUAUAUGAAACUUUAUUGACUGUAUCAUAAUGCGAAUAAGAAGUAAGAUUAAGACGAUCAAUACGGUAAUGAAUAUUACGACUCUUGUUUUUAGACGAUUUUUGCUAAUAAUAAUAUGUUUGACCUUGAUUAUUUCACGGUGUUUAUGGUUUAUAAACGGUUAAGUUGUAACAUCAUGAUGUUGAUUAAUGAA